AAAACUGACGGACGGUGAGGAAAUGGGAGUACUGUUCACCCUCUACCGCUAGAGGGCGGAAAAGGACACGUUGUAUUCGUCGGGGGCCGCCUCCUGGCAGAGGAGAGGAGGGCCAUUAUGUUUGCUUCCCCAUCUCUUUGUAGAUUGAGUCAGAAAACCACGCUGCUUUAACACACGCUUUCACACUCCUCGUGUCUGAGUCCCGCCUGAGAGUCAGUCGGAGUCCGUCCCGGAUCGCGGCGGACAGACAGCGGAGAGGCGGCAGCUUUUCGGAAGAAGAAGAAAGAGGAAGCAACUGAAGAUGUCAUCGGUGAAGAAGAGAAACUCCAACUCCUCCGGAGGCCGGGAAGAGGACCGGCAGGUGACCGAGAGGAUGCUGUCCGCCGGCUCCAGUCCAGCUGGAACCCCGGGGAGCGACGCCCGGAGCCCCAGCAGCCUCCUGCCGGCGGACGCAGCGGAGGACGGGGUCGCCCUGAAGCGGACCAUCACCCUGAUGAACGGCGUGGCCAUCAUCGUGGGUACAAUCAUCGGCUCGGGAAUCUUCGUGACGCCGACCGGCGUGUUUCGGGAAGCGGGCUCGGUGGGUCUGUCCCUGAUCGUGUGGGCGGUGUGCGGGGUGUUCUCCACGGUGGGAGCUCUGUGCUACGCGGAGCUGGGAACCACCAUCAGCAAGUCCGGGGGGGACUACGCGUACAUCCUGGAGGUGUACGGCUCCCUGCUGGCGUUCCUCAAGCUUUGGAUCGAGCUGCUCAUCAUCCGGCCCUCCUCCCAGUACAUCGUUGCCUACGUGUUCGCGACAUACCUGCUGAAGCCCAUCUUCCCGGUGUGCCCGGUACCGGAGCAAGGGGCCAAGCUGGUGGCCUGCCUCUGCAUCCUCUUGCUGACGUUCGUGAACUGCUACAGCGUGAAAGCGGCCACCAGGGUGCAGGACUUCUUCGCCGCCGCCAAGCUCCUGGCGCUCGCCCUCAUCAUCAUCAUCGGCUUCGUCAAGAUCGGCCAAGGUGGAACAGACGAACUUCUUCCUGAAAACUCUUUUAAAGGAUCCAGUUAUGAGUUCGGUAACAUCGGCUUGGCGCUCUACAGCGGACUCUUUGCCUACGGUGGCUGGAACUACUUGAACUUUGUCACUGAAGAAAUGAUCGAGCCUUACAAAAACCUUCCUCGAGCCAUCAUCAUCUCUCUGCCCAUCGUCACCAUUGUGUACGUUCUCACCAACCUGGCCUACUUCACCACCAUCUCUCCUGAAGACAUGCUCAGCUCGGAGGCUGUCGCUGUGGACUUUGGGAACUACCACCUGGGCCCCAUGGCGUGGAUCAUCCCCGUGUUUGUGGGUCUGUCGUGUUUCGGUUCUGUCAACGGUUCGCUCUUCACAUCAUCCAGGUUAUUCUUUGUGGGGUCGCGGGAGGGUCACCUGCCCAGCCUGCUGUCCAUGAUCCAUCCCACGCUGCUGACGCCGCUGCCCUCACUCAUAUUCACGUGUUUGAUGACGCUGCUCUACGCUUUCUCCAACGACAUCUUCUCCGUCAUCAACUUCUUCAGCUUCUUCAACUGGCUCUGCAUCGCCAUGGCGAUCGUGGGAAUGAUGUGGCUCCGCUACAAGAAGCCAGAGCUGGAGCGGCCGAUUAAGGUGAACAUCCUGCUGCCGGUGAGCUUCGUCCUCGCCUGCCUCUUCCUCAUCAUCGUGUCUUUCUGGAAGACGCCGAAGGAGUGCGCCAUCGGCUUCGGCAUCAUCGCCACCGGACUGCCCGUCUACUUCGUCGGCGUUUGCUGGAAGAACAAACCCAGGUGGAUGACGCGCGGCAUCUUCACGACCACCGCCUGGUGUCAGAAGGUCAUGGAGGUCGUCCCUCAGGAGUAAUGAAAGACCAUCUGCCUUUUUUUUUUUAAAUUCUGUUUUUUAUUUGGCCUCUGAUGUCACAGAAGAUGAAGUUUGACGACGUUUCUCUAACCCUGCUCUGUCUCAGACUAAUACACACACACACACACACACACACACACACACACACACACACACACACACACACACACACACAACCAUGUUGUGCAGACUGCUGAUCAGGACCAAGUCUUCAUCGUUGUCUUGUUUUUAUGUUACCAUGGAGAUUCAGACGUUGUUGUUUUUACUGCAGUUAUGAAGUUUGUAUUUUUUUAGCUGUUAUUUAAAUGUUUUUUCGGAGCCUGGUGUUGAGUCUGGGUCGCCGCGGCGCUCCUGACCUCUCCUGACCUCUCCUGACCUCUCCUGACCUCUCCUGAUCUCUCAUGGUGCAUCUGAGGCCUAACAGAGGCGGUUUCGGUUGGUUUCUGUUUUGUGGGUAAUUUCAUUUUUUACAUCUGAAGGAUUCAGGUGUUUUCCGUUCAAAGCCCGCGUCUCAUUUGGUUUGUGAGCUGUGAGGUCACCAGGGGUCACAUAAGAGGCGCCGCUUCAGGCCGUGUAAGUUCAACAUUCAGUGUUAUCAGGCCGGAGCGGAGCCGGUUUAUGUGUAAGAUAAAAUCUUUAGCAUUUUUUUCUCAAACUGACAAACAUUUUUUUAUGAGUUUGUUCUGUUUUUGUUGUUUUUGGUAAAAAAAAAAAAAAAAAGGCCUUUGCGCACCACGUCUGUGUUUGGUGUUCAAUAUGAACAUUUUUCGUUCUGUACAAGCAUUGAUAUAUGUGACGGUUUCCUUCCAAGCAGUCGGACCUUAAAGCUGCAGUACGUAACUUUU
Messenger RNA from Poecilia reticulata (guppy), 2703 nucleotides. RefSeq names its product solute carrier family 7 member 5 (gene slc7a5). Gene Ontology annotation, biological process: amino acid transmembrane transport; neutral amino acid transport. The record is from RefSeq and is a predicted model, not a curated record. Gene Ontology annotation, molecular function: neutral L-amino acid transmembrane transporter activity; L-amino acid transmembrane transporter activity. NCBI's taxonomy places the organism in Eukaryota, Metazoa, Chordata, Actinopteri, Cyprinodontiformes, Poeciliidae. Gene Ontology annotation, cellular component: membrane.